This is a messenger RNA of Pseudogymnoascus verrucosus, 1720 nucleotides long. RefSeq lists its product as uncharacterized. Lineage: Eukaryota; Fungi; Ascomycota; Leotiomycetes; Thelebolales; Thelebolaceae. Gene Ontology annotation, molecular function: protein binding. The transcript is spliced from 3 exons. The record is from RefSeq and is a predicted model, not a curated record. Bases 269 to 1648 code for a protein of 459 amino acids.
UUAUAGGCCGACCACUCGCCGGAUCAGUCUAAGGGUCUUGGGAUUUUGUGGGUUUAUUGAAGAAGAGGUUCUUUAUGAUUUUGGCCUGACCUGUUUCUAGAGAAUCGAUCAAGAGAGAGACUGAGUUUGAGAACGAAUAGCACAGAUAAACCCUGUGACGUGCGACGGAUACAAUCAAGACCCUGACAAGACUUGAGUUCGCGAAACUCUACCCAAACGAACCCAAAGAAACGAACAAACGAAGCCUCAUCCAAAAAAGCUCGCAACAAUGAACGAAGGACCCUCGCACGAGCCCCCGGCGCUGCCAGCGGGAUGGAUCGCUCAGUGGGAUGCCGAGUCCGGGAAAUACUACUUCGUCGAGCUGUCUACACGACAGACGCGCUGGGAUGUGCCCACGGCCAGCUCCUCGAGCACGCCGCAUGAAGAGCGCUCGAAUUCCGGUUUUGGACAGCAUCAGCAGCCCGGAGAGGGCGAGAGGGGCAUGGGAGGAGAUGGGCCAGAGGGAGAGAGAGGAUUGGGGAGCAUGGCCAUGAAAUACGCUAUGGGAUCCGGGUCAGGAAAACAGAGCAGUGGUAGCAGCGGACUCGUCGGGAUGGCGGGGUCUUUGCUGGGAGGUGGGAAACAAAGCAGCAGCAGCGGUAGCGGCGGGCUUGCGGGCCUUGCUGGGUCGUUGCUAGGAGGCGGAAAGCAGAGCAGCAGCAGCAGCAGUGGAGGAUCUGGCGGCCUGGCUGGGAUGGCUAGCAGCUUCUUGGGAGGGGGAAAGCAGAGCAGCCAGAGCCAGAGCCAGAGCCAGAGCCAGGGACAGUACGGAGGGUCGUCGCAGCAGCAGAGCGGGAAUUAUAGCAGCGACCAGACUGGUAACUACAGUGGUGCUCACCAGCAACAGGGAAGUAGUGGCGGAGGAGGACUGAUGGGGAUGGUUGGUGGACUUAUGGGCGGAACUCAUGGACAGCAGGGACAGAGCGGAUAUGGAUAUUCUGGCAGCGACCAGCAGGGCAGCUAUCAAGGACAGGCACCGCCUCCAGCGUACAACCCUGGUGGUUCAUCAUCGACGUCCACAUACGGCGGCGCCCAGGGACAAGACUCCAAAUACGGCAGCGAUAACAAGUACAGCAGCGACAACAAGUACGGCAGCGACAACAAAUACAACAGCAGUCAGCAGCAACAGCAACCUCCCUACGGCGGUCCCCCACCAAACACAAACUACAACUCCCAGCAGCAGCAGUACCCGCCACCACCACAACAGCAGCCCUAUGGCCAAGCACCACCACCACAGCAGCAGCCCUACGGCCAGGAACAACACCAGUACGGUGCCCCACCCCCAGUCCCAGGCGCAUACGGUCAGCAGCCGCCGCACCAGCAGUACGGACAGCAUACGCCAGGCGGCUUCCCGGGAGCGCAGCAGGGCGGGACAGCGCCAGGGAACUUGCCGAAACCGGAAGGGAAGCACCACUUUGGGAGAUCGCAUGAGGGGGGGUUGUAUGGCGGACAGCAGGGUGGAAAGAAACAUGAUGGAGGCCAUCAAGGCCAGCAGGGUGGACAGGGACAGUAUCCGCCGCAAGGGGGAUACCCGCCGCCGCCUGGUGGGGGUGGUUAUCAGCAGCAGGGAGGGUAUCCACCACCACCUCAGUACCCACCGCAGUAUUGAAGGGAGUAAGGGCAAGGAAGAAGUGGUAGAUAUCGAAGAUCGAUUAGAAUUUAGCAAAUGAUUAUGAAAUUG